AUGCAGGCACCAACAACCACAACCUGUGUGCUGCUUUCAGGUUCUGGACGACAGCUGAGACCGGCCGAGCCCCCGGGAGAUGCUGAUGCCGAUGCAGAUGCAGAGGAGGAAGAUUCUGUUACUGAAGUGGCAGUAGAAGACAUUCGUCCAAGGCCACAAGGAUCCUCUCCAGUUUAUGAGUAUCCCGUAGAAGAAGACUAUUUAAAGCUUCAAGAAGAAAACAAAAGACAUUCUACAGACAAAUCAAAGCAGAGUCAUCCACAGGAGACAAUGGAAGUGACCCUGAAAACAGAAGUGGAAGCUGGAGCUAGUGGUUUUAGUGUGAAAGGUGGAGGAAAUGAAGGAAUAUUUAUUAAAAAAGUACUUAAGGAAUCUCCUGCUUCAAAAAUAUUUAGUCUUAGAGAAGGUGAUCAGCUUCUAAGUGCUACAAUAUUUUUCGAUAAUAUCAAAUAUGAAGAUGCACUCAAGAUUCUCCAAUAUUCCGAGCCAUACAGAGUCCAAUUCAGCCUCAAAAGAAAAAUUGCCGUGCAAGAAGAUCUGGAACACUCUACAGCCCAGCACAAAAAGGAAAGGAUAGCCCAGGAAAAAGAGCUCAGUGAGAGCAUUCCUGAAGAAACACUGCAUGUUUCAGGAAAAUCCAUUUCAGAAGAAGACAGGGAAACAUUAAUUGUAAGCCAAAGAGUAGGAAGAAGUAAGAGACCUAAAAAAGAUAGAUUAUCAUGGCCAAAAUUUCAAUCAAUCAAAAAUAAAAAGAUAUUGAGGCACAGAAGAUCUCAUAGUACAUCAGAUGCAUAUGAGCCUGCUUUGCAGGAUAUUUCCCCUACAAGCACGGACACAGAGUCUCAAUUUCCACAAGAGGUCCAUACCAAAGAGAAAAAAGGAAGCCAAAAGAAGCUGAAGUUCCCUAGCAUUGGAUUCAGAAUGCACAGGUCCAAACCAGAGCCACAAGAGAAGCAAAAAAAAGAAAUAAAAACGACACUGAUCUCUGAAAGAGAAAAAAUGCAUAAAUAUGAUAUAAGCCUGGAAAAUCCCGAAAUUUUAACUGUUGAAUAUACCACAUCUCCUGCUUAUGAAGUGAAGACAGGGGAGGGACAUGAAACUUUAACAAAAGACUUAAAAGAAAUUAAAAAUGGCAUUCCGUCUCAUGUAAAACAAUGCCCUGAAGUUGAAAUAAGCAUUAAAAAUGACAAGGAAGCAUCAUCAAAAUUUAGUGUACCUGAAGUACCAGACAUAACAACAGAGAUACCAAAGCCUAGUUUAGAAACUGCUGAUCUGAAAGUAAGCCCAACUAAAAAAUCUCCACAAGCCUCAUCAAAAUCCCGAAAAAAGAAACAGAAGGGAACAGCAGAUAAAAAAGAUGGAGAAAGUGGAAUUAACAUAGACUUGAUGGGUCACAGUACUAAAGGAUCUGUACAGGUAAAAGGCCUAGAAAUUGGCACUGCUAAAGUAGAAUUACAGACAUCUGAAACACUGGAAACAGGAGAAAAACAAGCAGAAGACACACAAAUACUAAAUAUUCAGAAAAUAAAUUCUGGAAUUUCAAUGACCAAAAGAAAAGAGACAGAGACUGACACUACUAAACAGGGAAGUGACGUUCCACAGUCAGUCCCAGAAAAAACAGCUGAUAUGACUUCAGAGGACAGCAGGAAUUUCAAUGUGAAAACUCUUUUGCCAGAUGCACAAUCAGAUGUAUCUACUUGGAAAAUACAAAUGCCAUCAUUCAAAGUGGCCAAAGCACCCAAAGCACCCAAAACAGACAUGAAAAUAACAAGAGAAGAAAGCAAAGAGGACACAGAAGAUAGGAUAAAAAAGGAAGGUAUGGAGGAAGAUGGCAUGCCCACAAAUGACAAAGACUUAAACAUAGAAAUUGAAAUGAAGAAAGGAGAAAAAGAUAUAGAGGGGAAAGAAAGCAAAUUCAGACUGCCAAAGUUAAAAUUCCCUACAUUUACCUGGUCAAAUACCAAGGAAGAAACAGCCCAAGCUGAAGAACAGAUAAGUGACAGGGAACUAAAACUGCAAACCUUGGAAAAUGAAGGAGGACUUCAGGUAACUGGACCAACAGAAAAAAUUCCAACUGCUGAAAUGGAAAUAGGAAUAUCCAUAGGAAAAAAAGAUGAAAACAAUAUAAUACAAAAACCUGAAGGCCAGUUGCCGAGUCUGAAAAAACCAAAUAUAAAAUCUACCCCAAUAGAAAUAAAAACAGAAGAUACCAAAGAAAAAAUACAGAUUUCAAAAACAGGUAUUGAAAUAGAGAAGUGGGAAUUAAAUAAAAAAGCAAAAGAUAAAAUUUCAGAAAUUACACCGUCUAAUAUCAAAGCUCCCAAGGUGGACAUCAGUCUGCCCUCUGUUGACGUCACCCUUCCACAGGCCAGCAUCGACUUGCAGGCCCCCGAGGCCAGCCUUAGCCUUGAAGGAGAAGCCAAAGUCCCAGAGAAGGAGGCCACCAAGACCAAGGACGGCAAGUUCAAGAUGCCCAAGUUCGGCAUGCCUUCCUUUGGCUGGUCCAGCAGCAGAGAGGCCAAGGGCACCGUGGCCGCCGAGGUGGACGUCAGCCUCCCGGAGCCUCAAGUGACGGUGCCUUCCGGAGCCAGCCAAGUGGAGGUGACCCUGCCCACGGCCGAUAUCCAAGUGCCCGGUGUGGAGGUGACCGUUGAUGCGGGCACGGUAGCAGCCGAGGCUGAGAAAGGCCGAUUCAAGAUGCCCGACGUCAAGAUGCCCAGCGUCAAGCUGCCCAAAGUCAAAGCUCCCCAGGCACAGGUCAGCCUGCCCAAGGCCGAGGUCUCGCUGCCCAAAGGCCAGGAGGGUGAAGCGGCCCUGCAGGGCCCCGAGGCCGAAGGCAGCCUGGAGGUGGCCGCUGGCAAAGCGGAGGGUGGCGGCAUGAAAAUACACAUGCCCAAAGUCAAGGUGCCCAGCGUGGUCUUCUCCAAGCCUACCAUCAAGUCUCCCAAACUGGAGGCAGACGUCAGCCUCCCGCAGGCCGAGCUCAAGGCCGCCGACAUCACUGUCACGGCCCCCGAUGUCAAGCUGCCCUCCGUUGAAGGCUCCCUGGAGCUCCAGGCGCCCGACGUAGAGGUCAAAGCUCCCUCCGCGGAAGGCAAGCUGGAGCUGGAAGGCACGGGCCUGAAAGGCAAGCUGAAGAUGCCCAAAUUUGACAAGCCCAAAUUCACAGUCUCCUCCCCCAAGGCCGAGGUGCCCACAGCCGAGAUCAGCCUGCCCAGCGCUGAGGUGGAGCUCCCAUCCGCCACCGUGACGGCCUCAACAGAGGGCACUGGCGUGAAGCUGGAGAAGCCCUCCCUCAAGAUGCCCAAAGCUGACAUCAAAGCUCCCAAGGUGGACAUCAGCCUGCCCUCUGUUGACGUCACCCUUCCACAGGCCAGCGUCGACUUGCAGGCCCCCGAGGCCAGCCUUAGCCUUGAAGGAGAAGCCAAAGUCCCAGAGAAGGAGGCCACCAAGACCAAGGACGGCAAGUUCAAGAUGCCCAAGUUCGGCAUGCCUUCCUUUGGCUGGUCCAGCAGCAGAGAGGCCAAGGGCACCGUGGCCGCCGAGGUGGACGUCAGCCUCCCGGAGCCUCAAGUGACGGUGCCUUCCGGAGCCAGCCAAGUGGAGGUGACCCUGCCCACGGCCGAUAUCCAAGUGCCCGGUGUGGAGGUGACCGUUGAUGCGGGCACGGUAGCAGCCGAGGCUGAGAAAGGCCGAUUCAAGAUGCCCGACGUCAAGAUGCCCAGCGUCAAGCUGCCCAAAGUCAAAGCUCCCCAGGCACAGGUCAGCCUGCCCAAGGCCGAAGUCUCGCUGCCCAAAGGCCAGGAGGGCGAAGCGGCCCUGCAGGGCCCCGAGGCCGAAGGCAGCCUGGAGGUGGCCGCUGGCAAAGCGGAGGGUGGCGGCAUGAAAAUACACAUGCCCAAAGUCAAGGUGCCCAGCGUGGUCUUCUCCAAGCCUACCAUCAAGUCUCCCAAACUGGAGGCAGACGUCAGCCUCCCGCAGGCCGAGCUCAAGGCCGCCGACAUCACUGUCACGGCCCCCGAUGUCAAGCUGCCCUCCGUUGAAGGCUCCCUGGAGCUCCAGGCGCCCGACGUAGAGGUCAAAGCUCCCUCCGCGGAAGGCAAGCUGGAGCUGGAAGGCACGGGCCUGAAAGGCAAGCUGAAGAUGCCCAAAUUUGACAAGCCCAAAUUCACAGUCUCCUCCCCCAAGGCCGAGGUGCCCACAGCCGAGAUCAGCCUGCCCAGCGCUGAGGUGGAGCUCCCAUCCGCCACCGUGACGGCCUCAACAGAGGGCACUGGCGUGAAGCUGGAGAAGCCCUCCCUCAAGAUGCCCAAAGCUGACAUCAAAGCUCCCAAGGUGGACAUCAGCCUGCCCUCUGUUGACGUCACCCUUCCACAGGCCAGCAUCGACUUGCAGGCCCCCGAGGCCAGCCUUAGCCUUGAAGGAGAAGCCAAAGUCCCAGAGAAGGAGGCCACCAAGACCAAGGACGGCAAGUUCAAGAUGCCCAAGUUCGGCAUGCCUUCCUUUGGCUGGUCCAGCAGCAGAGAGGCCAAGGGCACCGUGGCCGCCGAGGUGGACGUCAGCCUCCCGGAGCCUCAAGUGACGGUGCCUUCCGGAGCCAGCGAAGUGGAGGUGACCCUGCCCACGGCCGAUAUCCAAGUGCCCGGUGUGGAGGUGACCGUUGAUGCGGGCACGGUAGCAGCCGAGGCUGAGAAAGGCCGAUUCAAGAUGCCUGACGUCAAGAUGCCCAGCGUCAAGCUGCCCAAAGUCAAAGCUCCCCAGGCACAGGUCAGCCUGCCCAAGGCCGAAGUCUCGCUGCCCAAAGGCCAGGAGGGCGAAGCGGCCCUGCAGGGCCCCGAGGCCGAAGCCAGCCUGGAGGUGGCCGCUGGCAAAGCGGAGGGUGGCGGCAUGAAAAUACACAUGCCCAAAGUCAAGGUGCCCAGCGUGGUCUUCUCCAAGCCUACCAUCAAGUCUCCCAAACUGGAGGCAGACAUCAGCCUCCCGCAGGCCGAGCUCAAGGCCGCCGACAUCACUGUCACGGCCCCCGAUGUCAAGCUGCCCUCCGUUGAAGGCUCCCUGGAGCUCCAGGCGCCCGACGUAGAGGUCAAAGCUCCCUCCGCGGAAGGCAAGCUGGAGCUGGAAGGCACGGGCCUUAAAGGCAAGCUGAAGAUGCCCAAAUUUGACAAGCCCAAAUUCACAGUCUCCUCCCCCAAGGCCGAGGUGCCCACAGCCGAGAUCAGCCUGCCCAGCGCUGAGGUGGAGCUCCCAUCCGCCACCGUGACAGCCUCAACAGAGGGCACUGGCGUGAAGCUGGAGAAGCCCUCCCUCAAGAUGCCCAAAGCUGACAUCAAAGCUCCCAAGGUGGACAUCAGCCUGCCCUCUGUUGACGUCACCCUUCCACAGGCCAGCGUCGACUUGCAGGCCCCCGAGGCCAGCCUUAGCCUUGAAGGAGAAGCCAAAGUCCCAGAGAAGGAGGCCACCAAGACCAAGGACGGCAAGUUCAAGAUGCCCAAGUUCGGCAUGCCUUCCUUUGGCUGGUCCAGCAGCAGAGAGGCCAAGGGCACCGUGGCCGCCGAGGUGGACGUCAGCCUCCCGGAGCCUCAAGUGACGGUGCCUUCUGGAGCCAGCGAAGUGGAGGUGACCCUGCCCACGGCCGAUAUCCAAGUGCCCGGUGUGGAGGUGACCGUUGAUGCGGGCACGGUAGCAGCCGAGGCUGAGAAAGGCCGAUUCAAGAUGCCCGACGUCAAGAUGCCCAGCGUCAAGCUGCCCAAAGUCAAAGCUCCCCAGGCACAGGUCAGCCUGCCCAAGGCCGAGGUCUCGCUGCCCAAAGGCCAGGAGGGCGAAGCGGCCCUGCAGGGCCCCGAGGCCGAAGGCAGCCUGGAGGUGGCCGCUGGCAAAGCGGAGGGUGGCGGCAUGAAAAUACACAUGCCCAAAGUCAAGGUGCCCAGCGUGGUCUUCUCCAAGCCUACCAUCAAGUCUCCCAAACUGGAGGCAGACGUCAGCCUCCCGCAGGCUGAGCUCAAGGCCGCCGACAUCACUGUCACGGCCCCCGAUGUCAAGCUGCCCUCCGUUGAAGGCUCCCUGGAGCUCCAGGCACCCGACGUAGAGGUCAAAGCUCCCUCCGCCGAAGGCAAGCUGGAGCUGGAAGGCACGGGCCUGAAAGGCAAGCUGAAGAUGCCCAAAUUUGACAAGCCCAAAUUCACAGUCUCCUCCCCCAAGGCCGAGGUGCCCACAGCCGAGAUCAGCCUGCCCAGCGCUGAGGUGGAGCUCCCAUCCGCCACCGUGACGGCCUCAACAGAGGGCACUGGCGUGAAGCUGGAGAAGCCCUCCCUCAAGAUGCCCAAAGCUGACAUCAAAGCUCCCAAGGUGGACAUCAGUCUGCCCUCUGUUGACGUCACCCUUCCACAGGCCAGCGUCGACUUGCAGGCCCCCGAGGCCAGCCUUAGCCUUGAAGGAGAAGCCAAAGUCCCAGAGAAGGAGGCCACCAAGACCAAGGACGGCAAGUUCAAGAUGCCCAAGUUCGGCAUGCCUUCCUUUGGCUGGUCCAGCAGCAGAGAGGCCAAGGGCACCGUGGCCGCCGAGGUGGACGUCAGCCUCCCGGAGCCUCAAGUGACAGUGCCUUCCGGAGCCAGCGAAGUGGAGGUGACCCUGCCCACGGCCGAUAUCCAAGUGCCCGGUGUGGAGGUGACCGUUGAUGCGGGCACGGUAGCAGCCGAGGCUGAGAAAGGCCGAUUCAAGAUGCCCGACGUCAAGAUGCCCAGCGUCAAGCUGCCCAAAGUCAAAGCUCCCCAGGCACAGGUCAGCCUGCCCAAGGCCGAAGUCUCGCUGCCCAAAGGCCAGGAGGGCGAAGCGGCCCUGCAGGGCCCCGAGGCCGAAGGCAGCCUGGAGGUGGCCGCUGGCAAAGCGGAGGGUGGCGGCAUGAAAAUACACAUGCCCAAAGUCAAGGUGCCCAGCGUGGUCUUCUCCAAGCCUACCAUCAAGUCUCCCAAACUGGAGGCAGACGUCAGCCUCCCGCAGGCCGAGCUCAAGGCCGCCGACAUCACUGUCACGGCCCCCGAUGUCAAGCUGCCCUCCGUUGAAGGCUCCCUGGAGCUCCAGGCGCCCGACGUAGAGGUCAAAGCUCCCUCCGCGGAAGGCAAGCUGGAGCUGGAAGGCACGGGCCUGAAAGGCAAGCUGAAGAUGCCCAAAUUUGACAAGCCCAAAUUCACAGUCUCCUCCCCCAAGGCCGAGGUGCCCACAGCCGAGAUCAGCCUGCCCAGCGCUGAGGUGGAGCUCCCAUCCGCCACCGUGACGGCCUCAACAGAGGGCACUGGCGUGAAGCUGGAGAAGCCCUCCCUCAAGAUGCCCAAAGCUGACAUCAAAGCUCCCAAGGUGGACAUCAGCCUGCCCUCUGUUGACGUCACCCUUCCACAGGCCAGCAUCGACUUGCAGGCCCCCGAGGCCAGCCUUAGCCUUGAAGGAGAAGCCAAAGUCCCAGAGAAGGAGGCCACCAAGACCAAGGACGGCAAGUUCAAGAUGCCCAAGUUCGGCAUGCCUUCCUUUGGCUGGUCCAGCAGCAGAGAGGCCAAGGGCACCGUGGCCGCCGAGGUGGACGUCAGCCUCCCGGAGCCUCAAGUGACGGUGCCUUCCGGAGCCAGCGAAGUGGAGGUGACCCUGCCCACGGCCGAUAUCCAAGUGCCCGGUGUGGAGGUGACCGUUGAUGCGGGCACGGUAGCAGCCGAGGCUGAGAAAGGCCGAUUCAAGAUGCCUGACGUCAAGAUGCCCAGCGUCAAGCUGCCCAAAGUCAAAGCUCCCCAGGCACAGGUCAGCCUGCCCAAGGCCGAAGUCUCGCUGCCCAAAGGCCAGGAGGGCGAAGCGGCCCUGCAGGGCCCCGAGGCCGAAGCCAGCCUGGAGGUGGCCGCUGGCAAAGCGGAGGGUGGCGGCAUGAAAAUACACAUGCCCAAAGUCAAGGUGCCCAGCGUGGUCUUCUCCAAGCCUACCAUCAAGUCUCCCAAACUGGAGGCAGACAUCAGCCUCCCGCAGGCCGAGCUCAAGGCCGCCGACAUCACUGUCACGGCCCCCGAUGUCAAGCUGCCCUCCGUUGAAGGCUCCCUGGAGCUCCAGGCGCCCGACGUAGAGGUCAAAGCUCCCUCCGCGGAAGGCAAGCUGGAGCUGGAAGGCACGGGCCUUAAAGGCAAGCUGAAGAUGCCCAAAUUUGACAAGCCCAAAUUCACAGUCUCCUCCCCCAAGGCCGAGGUGCCCACAGCCGAGAUCAGCCUGCCCAGCGCUGAGGUGGAGCUCCCAUCCGCCACCGUGACAGCCUCAACAGAGGGCACUGGCGUGAAGCUGGAGAAGCCCUCCCUCAAGAUGCCCAAAGCUGACAUCAAAGCUCCCAAGGUGGACAUCAGCCUGCCCUCUGUUGACGUCACCCUUCCACAGGCCAGCGUCGACUUGCAGGCCCCCGAGGCCAGCCUUAGCCUUGAAGGAGAAGCCAAAGUCCCAGAGAAGGAGGCCACCAAGACCAAGGACGGCAAGUUCAAGAUGCCCAAGUUCGGCAUGCCUUCCUUUGGCUGGUCCAGCAGCAGAGAGGCCAAGGGCACCGUGGCCGCCGAGGUGGACGUCAGCCUCCCGGAGCCUCAAGUGACGGUGCCUUCUGGAGCCAGCGAAGUGGAGGUGACCCUGCCCACGGCCGAUAUCCAAGUGCCCGGUGUGGAGGUGACCGUUGAUGCGGGCACGGUAGCAGCCGAGGCUGAGAAAGGCCGAUUCAAGAUGCCCGACGUCAAGAUGCCCAGCGUCAAGCUGCCCAAAGUCAAAGCUCCCCAGGCACAGGUCAGCCUGCCCAAGGCCGAGGUCUCGCUGCCCAAAGGCCAGGAGGGCGAAGCGGCCCUGCAGGGCCCCGAGGCCGAAGGCAGCCUGGAGGUGGCCGCUGGCAAAGCGGAGGGUGGCGGCAUGAAAAUACACAUGCCCAAAGUCAAGGUGCCCAGCGUGGUCUUCUCCAAGCCUACCAUCAAGUCUCCCAAACUGGAGGCAGACGUCAGCCUCCCGCAGGCCGAGCUCAAGGCCGCCGACAUCACUGUCACGGCCCCCGAUGUCAAGCUGCCCUCCGUUGAAGGCUCCCUGGAGCUCCAGGCGCCCGACGUAGAGGUCAAAGCUCCCUCCGCCGAAGGCAAGCUGGAGCUGGAAGGCACGGGCCUGAAAGGCAAGCUGAAGAUGCCCAAAUUUGACAAGCCCAAAUUCACAGUCUCCUCCCCCAAGGCCGAGGUGCCCACAGCCGAGAUCAGCCUGCCCAGCGCUGAGGUGGAGCUCCCAUCCGCCACCGUGACGGCCUCAACAGAGGGCACUGGCGUGAAGCUGGAGAAGCCCUCCCUCAAGAUGCCCAAAGCUGACAUCAAAGCUCCCAAGGUGGACAUCAGUCUGCCCUCUGUUGACGUCACCCUUCCACAGGCCAGCAUCGACUUGCAGGCCCCCGAGGCCAGCCUUAGCCUUGAAGGAGAAGCCAAAGUCCCAGAGAAGGAGGCCACCAAGACCAAGGACGGCAAGUUCAAGAUGCCCAAGUUCGGCAUGCCUUCCUUUGGCUGGUCCAGCAGCAGAGAGGCCAAGGGCACCGUGGCCGCCGAGGUGGACGUCAGCCUCCCGGAGCCUCAAGUGACGGUGCCUUCCGGAGCCAGCGAAGUGGAGGUGACCCUGCCCACGGCCGAUAUCCAAGUGCCCGGUGUGGAGGUGACCGUUGAUGCGGGCACGGUAGCAGCCGAGGCUGAGAAAGGCCGAUUCAAGAUGCCCGACGUCAAGAUGCCCAGCGUCAAGCUGCCCAAAGUCAAAGCUCCCCAGGCACAGGUCAGCCUGCCCAAGGCCGAAGUCUCGCUGCCCAAAGGCCAGGAGGGCGAAGCGGCCCUGCAGGGCCCCGAGGCCGAAGGCAGCCUGGAGGUGGCCGCUGGCAAAGCGGAGGGUGGCGGCAUGAAAAUACACAUGCCCAAAGUCAAGGUGCCCAGCGUGGUCUUCUCCAAGCCUACCAUCAAGUCUCCCAAACUGGAGGCAGACGUCAGCCUCCCGCAGGCCGAGCUCAAGGCCGCCGACAUCACUGUCACGGCCCCCGAUGUCAAGCUGCCCUCCGUUGAAGGCUCCCUGGAGCUCCAGGCGCCCGACGUAGAGGUCAAAGCUCCCUCCGCGGAAGGCAAGCUGGAGCUGGAAGGCACGGGCCUGAAAGGCAAGCUGAAGAUGCCCAAAUUUGACAAGCCCAAAUUCACAGUCUCCUCCCCCAAGGCCGAGGUGCCCACAGCCGAGAUCAGCCUGCCCAGCGCUGAGGUGGAGCUCCCAUCCGCCACCGUGACGGCCUCAACAGAGGGCACUGGCGUGAAGCUGGAGAAGCCCUCCCUCAAGAUGCCCAAAGCUGACAUCAAAGCUCCCAAGGUGGACAUCAGCCUGCCCUCUGUUGACGUCACCCUUCCACAGGCCAGCAUCGACUUGCAGGCCCCCGAGGCCAGCCUUAGCCUUGAAGGAGAAGCCAAAGUCCCAGAGAAGGAGGCCACCAAGACCAAGGACGGCAAGUUCAAGAUGCCCAAGUUCGGCAUGCCUUCCUUUGGCUGGUCCAGCAGCAGAGAGGCCAAGGGCACCGUGGCCGCCGAGGUGGACGUCAGCCUCCCGGAGCCUCAAGUGACGGUGCCUUCCGGAGCCAGCGAAGUGGAGGUGACCCUGCCCACGGCCGAUAUCCAAGUGCCCGGUGUGGAGGUGACCGUUGAUGCGGGCACGGUAGCAGCCGAGGCUGAGAAAGGCCGAUUCAAGAUGCCUGACGUCAAGAUGCCCAGCGUCAAGCUGCCCAAAGUCAAAGCUCCCCAGGCACAGGUCAGCCUGCCCAAGGCCGAAGUCUCGCUGCCCAAAGGCCAGGAGGGCGAAGCGGCCCUGCAGGGCCCCGAGGCCGAAGCCAGCCUGGAGGUGGCCGCUGGCAAAGCGGAGGGUGGCGGCAUGAAAAUACACAUGCCCAAAGUCAAGGUGCCCAGCGUGGUCUUCUCCAAGCCUACCAUCAAGUCUCCCAAACUGGAGGCAGACAUCAGCCUCCCGCAGGCCGAGCUCAAGGCCGCCGACAUCACUGUCACGGCCCCCGAUGUCAAGCUGCCCUCCGUUGAAGGCUCCCUGGAGCUCCAGGCGCCCGACGUAGAGGUCAAAGCUCCCUCCGCGGAAGGCAAGCUGGAGCUGGAAGGCACGGGCCUUAAAGGCAAGCUGAAGAUGCCCAAAUUUGACAAGCCCAAAUUCACAGUCUCCUCCCCCAAGGCCGAGGUGCCCACAGCCGAGAUCAGCCUGCCCAGCGCUGAGGUGGAGCUCCCAUCCGCCACCGUGACAGCCUCAACAGAGGGCACUGGCGUGAAGCUGGAGAAGCCCUCCCUCAAGAUGCCCAAAGCUGACAUCAAAGCUCCCAAGGUGGACAUCAGCCUGCCCUCUGUUGACGUCACCCUUCCACAGGCCAGCGUCGACUUGCAGGCCCCCGAGGCCAGCCUUAGCCUUGAAGGAGAAGCCAAAGUCCCAGAGAAGGAGGCCACCAAGACCAAGGACGGCAAGUUCAAGAUGCCCAAGUUCGGCAUGCCUUCCUUUGGCUGGUCCAGCAGCAGAGAGGCCAAGGGCACCGUGGCCGCCGAGGUGGACGUCAGCCUCCCGGAGCCUCAAGUGACGGUGCCUUCUGGAGCCAGCGAAGUGGAGGUGACCCUGCCCACGGCCGAUAUCCAAGUGCCCGGUGUGGAGGUGACCGUUGAUGCGGGCACGGUAGCAGCCGAGGCUGAGAAAGGCCGAUUCAAGAUGCCCGACGUCAAGAUGCCCAGCGUCAAGCUGCCCAAAGUCAAAGCUCCCCAGGCACAGGUCAGCCUGCCCAAGGCCGAGGUCUCGCUGCCCAAAGGCCAGGAGGGCGAAGCGGCCCUGCAGGGCCCCGAGGCCGAAGGCAGCCUGGAGGUGGCCGCUGGCAAAGCGGAGGGUGGCGGCAUGAAAAUACACAUGCCCAAAGUCAAGGUGCCCAGCGUGGUCUUCUCCAAGCCUACCAUCAAGUCUCCCAAACUGGAGGCAGACGUCAGCCUCCCGCAGGCCGAGCUCAAGGCCGCCGACAUCACUGUCACGGCCCCCGAUGUCAAGCUGCCCUCCGUUGAAGGCUCCCUGGAGCUCCAGGCACCCGACGUAGAGGUCAAAGCUCCCUCCGCGGAAGGCAAGCUGGAGCUGGAAGGCACGGGCCUGAAAGGCAAGCUGAAGAUGCCCAAAUUUGACAAGCCCAAAUUCACAGUCUCCUCCCCCAAGGCCGAGGUGCCCACAGCCGAGAUCAGCCUGCCCAGCGCUGAGGUGGAGCUCCCAUCCGCCACCGUGACGGCCUCAACAGAGGGCACUGGCGUGAAGCUGGAGAAGCCCUCCCUCAAGAUGCCCAAAGCUGACAUCAAAGCUCCCAAGGUGGACAUCAGUCUGCCCUCUGUUGACGUCACCCUUCCACAGGCCAGCAUCGACUUGCAGGCCCCCGAGGCCAGCCUUAGCCUUGAAGGAGAAGCCAAAGUCCCAGAGAAGGAGGCCACCAAGACCAAGGACGGCAAGUUCAAGAUGCCCAAGUUCGGCAUGCCUUCCUUUGGCUGGUCCAGCAGCAGAGAGGCCAAGGGCACCGUGGCCGCCGAGGUGGACGUCAGCCUCCCGGAGCCUCAAGUGACAGUGCCUUCCGGAGCCAGCGAAGUGGAGGUGACCCUGCCCACGGCCGAUAUCCAAGUGCCCGGUGUGGAGGUGACCGUUGAUGCGGGCACGGUAGCAGCCGAGGCUGAGAAAGGCCGAUUCAAGAUGCCCGACGUCAAGAUGCCCAGCGUCAAGCUGCCCAAAGUCAAAGCUCCCCAGGCACAGGUCAGCCUGCCCAAGGCCGAAGUCUCGCUGCCCAAAGGCCAGGAGGGCGAAGCGGCCCUGCAGGGCCCCGAGGCCGAAGGCAGCCUGGAGGUGGCCGCUGGCAAAGCGGAGGGUGGCGGCAUGAAAAUACACAUGCCCAAAGUCAAGGUGCCCAGCGUGGUCUUCUCCAAGCCCACCAUCAAGUCUCCCAAACUGGAGGCAGACGUCAGCCUCCCGCAGGCCGAGCUCAAGGCCGCCGACAUCACUGUCACGGCCGCCGAUGUCAAGCUGCCCUCCGUUGAAGGCUCCCUGGAGCUCCAGGCACCCGACGUAGAGGUCAAAGCUCCCUCCGUGGAAGGCAAGCUGGAGCUGGAAGGCACGGGCCUGAAAGGCAAGCUGAAGAUGCCCAAAUUUGACAAGCCCAAAUUCACAGUCUCCUCCCCCAAGGCCGAGGUGCCCACAGCCGAGAUCAGCCUGCCCAGCGCUGAGGUGGAGCUCCCAUCCGCCACCGUGACGGCCUCAACAGAGGGCACUGGCGUGAAGCUGGAGAAGCCCUCCCUCAAGAUGCCCAAAGCUGACAUCAAAGCUCCCAAGGUGGACAUCAGCCUGCCCUCUGUUGACGUCACCCUUCCACAGGCCAGCGUCGACUUGCAGGCCCCCGAGGCCAGUCUUAGCCUUGAAGGAGAAGCCAAAGUCCCAGAGAAGGAGGCCACCAAGACCAAGGACGGCAAGUUCAAGAUGCCCAAGUUCGGCAUGCCUUCCUUUGGUUGGUCCAGCAGCAGAGAGGCCAAGGGCACCGUGGCCGCCGAGGUGGACGUCAGCCUCCCGGAGCCUCAAGUGACGGUGCCUUCCGGAGCCAGCGAAGUGGAGGUGACCCUGCCCACGGCCGAUAUCCAAGUGCCCGGUGUGGAGGUGACCGUUGAUGCGGGCACGGUAGCAGCCGAGGCUGAGAAAGGCCGAUUCAAGAUGCCCGACGUCAAGAUGCCCAGCGUCAAGCUGCCCAAAGUCAAAGCUCCCCAGGCACAGGUCAGCCUGCCCAAGGCCGAAGUCUCGCUGCCCAAAGGCCAGGAGGGCGAAGCGGCCCUGCAGGGCCCCGAGGCCGAAGGCAGCCUGGAGGUGGCCGCUGGCAAAGCGGAGGGUGGCGGCAUGAAAAUACACAUGCCCAAAGUCAAGGUGCCCAGCGUGGUCUUCUCCAAGCCCACCAUCAAGUCUCCCAAACUGGAGGCAGACGUCAGCCUCCCGCAGGCCGAGCUCAAGGCCGCCGACAUCACUGUGACGGCCCCCGAUGUCAAGCUGCCCUCCGUUGAAGGCUCCCUGGAGCUCCAGGCGCCCGACGUAGAGGUCAAAGCUCCCUCCGCGGAAGGCAAGCUGGAGCUGGAAGGCACGGGCCUGAAAGGCAAGCUGAAGAUGCCCAAAUUUGACAAGCCCAAAUUCACAGUCUCCUCCCCCAAGGCCGAGGUGCCCACAGCCGAGAUCAGCCUGCCCAGCGCUGAGGUGGAGCUCCCAUCCGCCACCGUGACGGCCUCAACAGAGGGCACUGGCGUGAAGCUGGAGAAGCCCUCCCUCAAGAUGCCCAAAGCUGACAUCAAAGCUCCCAAGGUGGACAUCAGCCUGCCCUCUGUUGACGUCACCCUUCCACAGGCCAGCGUCGACUUGCAGGCCCCCGAGGCCAGCCUUAGCCUUGAAGGAGAAGCCAAAGUCCCAGAGAAGGAGGCCACCAAGACCAAAGACGGCAAGUUCAAGAUGCCCAAGUUCGGCAUGCCUUCCUUUGGCUGGUCCAGCAGCAGAGAGGCCAAGGGCACCGUGGCCGCCGAGGUGGACGUCAGCCUCCCGGAGCCUCAAGUGACGGUGCCUUCCGGAGCCAGCGAAGUGGAGGUGACCCUGCCCACGGCCGAUAUCCAAGUGCCCGGUGUGGAGGUGACCGUUGAUGCGGGCACGGUAGCAGCCGAGGCUGAGAAAGGCCGAUUCAAGAUGCCCGACGUCAAGAUGCCCAGCGUCAAGCUGCCCAAAGUCAAAGCUCCCCAGGCACAGGUCAGCCUGCCCAAGGCCGAAGUCUCGCUGCCCAAAGGCCAGGAGGGCGAAGCGGCCCUGCAGGGCCCCGAGGCCGAAGGCAGCCUGGAGGUGGCCGCUGGCAAAGCGGAGGGUGGCGGCAUGAAAAUACACAUGCCCAAAGUCAAGGUGCCCAGCGUGGUCUUCUCCAAGCCCACCAUCAAGUCUCCCAAACUGGAGGCAGACGUCAGCCUCCCGCAGGCCGAGCUCAAGGCCGCCGACAUCACUGUGACGGCCCCCGAUGUCAAGCUGCCCUCCGUUGAAGGCUCCCUGGAGCUCCAGGCGCCCGACGUAGAGGUCAAAGCUCCCUCCGCGGAAGGCAAGCUGGAGCUGGAAGGCACGGGCCUGAAAGGCAAGCUGAAGAUGCCCAAAUUUGACAAGCCCAAAUUCACAGUCUCCUCCCCCAAGGCCGAGGUGCCCACAGCCGAGAUCAGCCUGCCCAGCGCUGAGGUGGAGCUCCCAUCCGCCACCGUGACGGCCUCAACAGAGGGCACUGGCGUGAAGCUGGAGAAGCCCUCCCUCAAGAUGCCCAAAGCUGACAUCAAAGCUCCCAAGGUGGACAUCAGCCUGCCCUCUGUUGACGUCACCCUUCCACAGGCCAGCGUCGACUUGCAGGCCCCCGAGGCCAGCCUUAGCCUUGAAGGAGAAGCCAAAGUCCCAGAGAAGGAGGCCACCAAGACCAAGGACGGCAAGUUCAAGAUGCCCAAGUUCGGCAUGCCUUCCUUUGGCUGGUCCAGCAGCAGAGAGGCCAAGGGCACCGUGGCCGCCGAGGUGGACGUCAGCCUCCCGGAGCCUCAAGUGACGGUGCCUUCCGGAGCCAGCGAAGUGGAGGUGACCCUGCCCACGGCCGAUAUCCAAGUGCCCGGUGUGGAGGUGACCGUUGAUGCGGGCACGGUAGCAGCCGAGGCUGAGAAAGGCCGAUUCAAGAUGCCCGACGUCAAGAUGCCCAGCGUCAAGCUGCCCAAAGUCAAAGCUCCCCAGGCACAGGUCAGCCUGCCCAAGGCCGAAGUCUCGCUGCCCAAAGGCCAGGAGGGCGAAGCGGCCCUGCAGGGCCCCGAGGCCGAAGGCAGCCUGGAGGUGGCCGCUGGCAAAGCGGAGGGUGGCGGCAUGAAAAUACACAUGCCCAAAGUCAAGGUGCCCAGCGUGGUCUUCUCCAAGCCCACCAUCAAGUCUCCCAAACUGGAGGCAGACGUCAGCCUCCCGCAGGCCGAGCUCAAGGCUGCCGACAUCACUGUGACGGCCCCCGAUGUCAAGCUGCCCUCCGUUGAAGGCUCCCUGGAGCUCCAGGCGCCCGACGUAGAGGUCAAAGCUCCCUCCGCCGAAGGCAAGCUGGAGCUGGAAGGCACGGGCCUGAAAGGCAAGCUGAAGAUGCCCAAAUUUGACAAGCCCAAAUUCACAGUCUCCUCCCCCAAGGCCGAGGUGCCCACAGCCGAGAUCAGCCUGCCCAGCGCUGAGGUGGAGCUCCCAUCCGCCACCGUGACGGCCUCAACAGAGGGCACUGGCGUGAAGCUGGAGAAGCCCUCCCUCAAGAUGCCCAAAGCUGACAUCAAAGCUCCCAAGGUGGACAUCAGCCUGCCCUCUGUUGACGUCACCCUUCCACAGGCCAGCGUCGACUUGCAGGCCCCCGAGGCCAGCCUUAGCCUUGAAGGAGAAGCCAAAGUCCCAGAGAAGGAGGCCACCAAGACCAAAGACGGCAAGUUCAAGAUGCCCAAGUUCGGCAUGCCUUCCUUUGGCUGGUCCAGCAGCAGAGAGGCCAAGGGCACCGUGGCCGCCGAGGUGGACGUCAGCCUCCCGGAGCCUCAAGUGACGGUGCCUUCCGGAGCCAGCGAAGUGGAGGUGACCCUGCCCACGGCCGAUAUCCAAGUGCCCGGUGUGGAGGUGACCGUUGAUGCGGGCACGGUAGCAGCCGAGGCUGAGAAAGGCCGAUUCAAGAUGCCCGACGUCAAGAUGCCCAGCGUCAAGCUGCCCAAAGUCAAAGCUCCCCAGGCACAGGUCAGCCUGCCCAAGGCCGAAGUCUCGCUGCCCAAAGGCCAGGAGGGCGAAGCGGCCCUGCAGGGCCCCGAGGCCGAAGGCAGCCUGGAGGUGGCCGCUGGCAAAGCGGAGGGUGGCGGCAUGAAAAUACACAUGCCCAAAGUCAAGGUGCCCAGCGUGGUCUUCUCCAAGCCCACCAUCAAGUCUCCCAAACUGGAGGCAGACGUCAGCCUCCCGCAGGCCGAGCUCAAGGCCGCCGACAUCACUGUGACGGCCCCCGAUGUCAAGCUGCCCUCCGUUGAAGGCUCCCUGGAGCUCCAGGCGCCCAACGUAGAGGUCAAAGCUCCCUCCGCGGAAGGCAAGCUGGAGCUGGAAGGCACGGGCCUGAAAGGCAAGCUGAAGAUGCCCAAAUUUGACAAGCCCAAAUUCACAGUCUCCUCCCCCAAGGCCGAGGUGCCCACAGCCGAGAUCAGCCUGCCCAGCGCUGAGGUGGAGCUCCCAUCCGCCACCGUGACGGCCUCAACAGAGGGCACUGGCGUGAAGCUGGAGAAGCCCUCCCUCAAGAUGCCCAAAGCUGACAUCAAAGCUCCCAAGGUGGACAUCAGUCUGCCCUCUGUUGACGUCACCCUUCCACAGGCCAGCAUCGACUUGCAGGCCCCCGAGGCCAGUCUUAGCCUUGAAGGAGAAGCCAAAGUCCCAGAGAAGGAGGCCACCAAGACCAAAGACGGCAAGUUCAAGAUGCCCAAGUUCGGCAUGCCUUCCUUUGGCUGGUCCAGCAGCAGAGAGGCCAAAGGCACCGUGGCCACCGAGGUAGACGUCAGCCUCCCGGAGCCUCAAGUGACGGUGCCCUCAGGACCCGCCAUCGUGGACGUGACAUUUUCUGAGUCUGAGUUCCAAGCGCUGAGCUUUGAUGUUCCCCUAGAUUCUUCUUCUUGUAAAGAGGAUGUUGGUAAAUCUAAAUCUUCUGUCUUUAGAAUGCCUAAAAUUUCUCUUUCUAAAAGUUUCAAACCUCAUGCACAAAGCCAGUCUGGAUAUGAUGUUUCUGUCUCUGAAACUCUUUGUUAUUCUUUGACAGAGGAAUCUUCUUCUGUCCCUUCUGAGAGCGUUGAACCUAAACAUUUUACUGACAUUAAGGGGGAGAGUGUCUCUAAAAGUACCAAAUUCAGAGUUCCUAGCAUUGGUUUCUCUAAAUCUGAAGUGACUUCAUCUGAAAUUGAUCUGGAAUCCUCAUUACGACAGGGGGAUAUUACUCUUACUAAAUACCAAACUAAUCUAUCAGAAUCGGAAUCAAAAAUAGCAUCUCUUGCUGAUGAAAAUCUUUCAGAUUUUGAAAUUUUAAGUGAAGAUGGUUCUGAGGAGCAAGGAGGUUUUAAGCUAGAGGGCAAAACCACAUCUGCUGAAAUAUCUUUGGGUGACACAGAGGUCACAGUUAAAAUUCCUAAAUUCCGAAAACCAAAAUUCAGAAUUCGAUCCAAGGGAAAAGCAUCUGAAAGUGAUGUUGGUGCCACUGUGGAAUCUGAAAUUUCCAAGGGAAGGAUAACAUCUGAUAUGACUUGUCCUGAUAUUGAAAAACCAGUUCAAAUCCCUGAUGCCCAUCUUGCUGUCAAGUUGCAUAAGCCUUCACUUGAAGCUGUUCUGGAUGCACCAACAAUGGAUCCAAAUCUCUCACCCAUGGAGGUUACCUUGCCAAAAUUAGAAGCAGAAAUCCAUGGCCCAGAUUUAGAGUGCAAGGCAGAACAGGAAGUAGUUACAGGAGAAAAGGGCACUGAGGAGAAAGAAAACAAAUUUAAAUCAUCAAAAUUCAAAUUGCCUUCAUUUAGGUGGUCCCCAAAGAAAGAAGCUAUUGCUCCUUCUCAUGUUGAGGAGCAUUUGGAAGGACCCACUUUGUCUACCUUAUCUGGAGACAUGGGAUCUGAAUUAACUUUUCCUACUCCUGAGAAUCAAUACCUUCAUGAAGAAUUUGAUACAACAGAAAAAGAUGGUGAAAAGGCCAAAACCAAGAAGUCCCAAUUUACCAUGCCAAAGAUCUCAUUCCCUAAAAUUAAGGGUCAGAAAGUACAGGUCUCUCUGCCUGUAGUGGAAAGUGGUGUUUCUGGACCCAAACAAGAAAAAGAAGGUGUUUCUGUUCAGAAAUCUGAGAAAGGAAGUAGUGGAGAAGUUGCAGGACUGGGCAUAAAAGUGCCCAAAGUUACAGUCCCAACUUCAGAAUUUUCCAAACCAGAAGCCAAAGCUCCCAAAAUAGAGGUGGAUAUUAGCAUGCCUACAGGUGAGGUCAAAGUUCCUACCUGUGAAGGAGAUGAUCUGACACUGAAAUCAGCUGCUGCUAAUGCCAGCCUCUCCACCUCAGAUAUUAAGAUGAUACCUGAAGGUUCACUUGAGGUGAAGAGUCCUGACAUAAGUGUUGAAAGAACAUCAAGUGAAAUUGCUGUGGGUGAUGUAGAGAUAAAAGCUGAAGGUUCUGAAGGGAAAACAAAAACGUCUAAAUUCCAAAUGCCAAAGGUAGGAAUCACACUUUCUAAAGGGAAAGGGUCGGAAAAGAAUGUUGGCCAAUCCAAAGCAGAAGUCAAGGUUCCCCAACUAAAAGCAACAGUAGAAAUAUCUGACAUUGCUGUUGAAGCACCAGACUUGAAGGUAGAAUGUGGCACAGAAACAAGGACUUACAGUCCUGAAGCCAAAAUUACCAAAACUGACAGUAAGACAUCAGAGGCUGAUGUUCACCUCCCAUCAGCUGACAUUCCUAUUCCAAAAACAGACAGUGAUAUUCAGGAUUCAGAUGCAGCAGUAAAGAUCAAGGGGGAAAUAAAGCAAGAUGGAGAUGGAGAAGAGAAAGAAGGACAUUUCAAGAUGCCCAAAUUCAAACUUCCAUCCUUCAGUUGGUCACCAAAAAAGGAAGCAAGUGUUAAAUCUGAUUCUGGAGCAAAUUUGGAAGACCAAAAGCUUGUUGUCAUGUCAAGCAGAAUAGACACAGAAGUGAAUGAAACUGCAACUGAUGAUCAAGGUAGUGGGCCAGACCUUGAUCUGGAAAUAUCUGCAGGAAAAGUUGAGCAAAAAAGUCCAAUUAAAAAGCCUCAAUUUGUCAUGCCUAAAAUUUCGCUCUCCAAGAUCAAGGUUCCAAAAUCUCAAAAAGUUGAAGCUGAUGCUACUUUCCCUAAAACAGAAAUAGAGGGUGAUGAUUCUAUUAAGAUACCUGAUAUAGAAAAAUGUCAUCCUGAAGGGACGGAAGAAGGGGCACAGAUCAGCAUAAAACUGGCUGACACUACAGUCCACACUCUGGAGUUUUCCAGAGUAGAAACUGAAGCCUCUAAAACUGAAAUAACAGUCAGCUCAGCAAAGAUUGAUGCUUCUUUGGCUCCCUCAGAGGGGAGUUUUCAACAGGUCGACUUAAAAAUAAGUUCUACCAAUGAAUGUAACAUUCAAAAAACAGGUACUAAGCUCUCCAAAGGAGAAGCUUCAGUUGAUUUGAAGAGCCCUGAUAUAUUAACAGAAAGCUCAUCAGUUGUGGAUGGAAGAAAAGUGAAAUUAGAAGGUCCUGAAGGGAAGAUUAAAAUGCAGAAAUUCCAGAAGACAAAGUUUGGAAUCACUAGAACAAAAGGGAAAGUCCCAGAGACAGAAAUCAGUUCUCCAAAAAUAGAAGCUGAGCUACCCCAACUAAGAAGAACAAAAGAAAUUGCUGACAUUGCUGUGGGAGUUCCAGCAUCAGAACUUAUAUCUGAUGUGUCAGAUCCUGGAGUAGUUGAUGGUAAGGUAAAAACACCCCAAGCUCUGACAGGUGACAUUGAAGAUGCAAAGGUAGACAUAAGCACCAAACCAAAGACAGAGGGGGUUAGUGAGAGUCUUGAGGAGAAGGAAAUCAAAUUAAAAGAACAUGAAAUAAAAGCUGAAGUUCAGACUGAAGAACAUCAGGGAUGGUUUAAAAUGCCAAAAUUCAGAAUACCUGCAUUUGGCAGGUCAUCCUUAAAGGAAAAGAAAAGUGAUGCCGAUAUUGAAAGAAGUAUGGAAAAAGCUCAGGCAACUAUUCCUUCUGCUAAAGUACAAACUGAAACAAGUGCUCCUGAAAAUACCUUCUCAUUACCACAUGCAGUUGCUGAAAUUACUAUUGGAAAAGAAGGGAUUCAGAAAUUAGGAGAUUCUGUGGAGAGUUCUAAUGUUAGCUCGCCAAAGAUUGAAGGAGACAUUUCAUUAUCCACAGAAAGAACAGAUAGUAGAGUGAGUAUUCCAAAAACUGAAACUUACGCAGAUGUAGUUAAGCGCAGUGCUGAAGGACAUACUUCAGAAAUCACAGUGUCUGCAGCAGAAUUGUCUAAGUCAUACCCAAGCACUUUGGAAACUGACAAAGACAAGAAUUCAGCAAAUAGGUUUCCUAUGUGUACUCUGUCAUCUCCAGAGCAUAAAGGCAAAUCACAGGAUAUAAAUGUCCAAAAGGUAGAAAGUUCCAUGAAGUUAGAGACAUCAGGGGUAGGAUUCAAGCCAUCAUCAGCUGAAAUUACUCUGGAUGCAACACAGAAGAAAACAGAUGUUAAUCUUCCAAAGGAAGAGCUAGAUAUUCAAAACGAGGCAGCAAUUAAAAAAGGAAAGAUAAAGGGUGAGGUGAAAAUCACAGGAAAAGACAGUGAAGAAAGUCAAUUAAAAAGGACUACGUAUGAAUGGUCCACAGCAAAAGGAUCAGAAGAUGGUACUUAUGUUACUGCUAAGCUGGAAGAUCUAAAGGUAGAAGUUCCAACAUUGAAGACGGACGUUAAAAUUACUGGAGUAGAUCCUGAAAUGAAAUUUCACGUGAAAAGUGUUGAAAAGGAUGUGUCUGCAGGAGUGGAAGUGCAAGUAGAAGAUAGAGCAGAAACAAGUAAAAUUAAAGCAUACAAGUUUAAGAUUCCAAGGUUUGGAAUGUUGCAUUCUGAAAUCAAGGGGUUUGAAGAUGAUACCAAUUUUCCAAAGUCAGAAGCUGAUUCAGCACCUAAAAGUGAAAGAGGCACAGCAGAAAUGCAGUUACAAAAACCAGAAGGAUCAAUUGGCCUGAAAAGUCCAGCUCUAGAUUGUAUAGAAGCAUCUGCCAGAGUAACAGGGGAAACAGUGGACCAAACACAAGGUGUCCCAGAAGUAAGUGUAAGAAUUCCCAAACUAAAAAUACCAAGAUUCACUUUCAGAGCUCCCCCAAUUGAAGCUGAUGUUUUACUGUCAAAAGUAGUAACAGAUCCAAAGGGAUCUAGUACUGACAUUGAAAUAGUGCAACUGCAAGCAAGCUCUGCUAUCCCUGAAGAAACCCCAGGAGCUGUAGAGGGGGGUAUUCAAAAAGCAAAGAGCAAAAUUUUAACAGUGACUGAACCUGCCAUUAAAACAGCCCAAAUGACAGCUACCAUAGAGUCCUCCCUUUCAAGUGCAGGGCAAGACAUUCAUUGGUCUUACAUAGAGGGCCAAGAAGUAAGUGAAAAAGUAGAACCUGAACAUGUUGCUAUUGAGCGGUGUGAGAUUUACACUACUGAGAUACUGAAAGAAUCAGAGAUUCUGUCAUCAGAGGUCAAAACUGCUACUUUGGGAUUCUCAUUGCUCAAGGCCAAGUUGCCUGAAUCACACAGUGAUUUAGAUGUGCUGGUCCAGCAGCCAUCUCCAACAGGAGAUGCAUCAGUGAGAAUACCUGCAGGUGCUGGUGAAAGCUUUGGAGUAGCUGCACAGGGAAGUGGCAGUGCUGAGCUUAAACUAUCUGACAAACCACACCGUGGGUCUGAAGAAUCUAGAGGAAAAGUAAGUUUGUCAAAGUUAAAAACAUCUGCUGCUGAAGUAAAGGGUUCCAGUAAACUUGAAGAGAGUUUUCCUGAUAAAUCACCAGAGAGAAUAACUGCAGCUCCUCUCUCUGAAGAUGAAGAUGUAGUUGAAGCAGUGGAAGGUGAAGAAAAAGACAUAACCAAUGAGAAAGAAAAGACUGAUAGUAAAAGAUCUCCUGGAAGAUUUAAAUUUUGGCUUCCAAGUAUUGGCUUUUCAUCUUCUGGGGAUGAAACAAGCACAGAUGCAAAAGCAGAAAUAAAAAAAUCAGUUCCAGAAGAUGUGAAACCUGCUGACACAUCAGAUGAUUCCUCUAAGCAGGCUGAAAAAGCUGGAUGGUUUAGAUUUCCCAAGCUUGGUUUCACAUCUCCUUCCAAAAAGGCUAAGUCUGCUGACAAAGAAGAGGUGGGUCAUAAAGAGGGGAGACUCUCAGAUGAAGAUAGCCCAACAGAUAAGCCAGAUGUGUUUUUUGAUGCACAAGAAAGCUUAUCACCUAAAGAAAUAGGAGAAAGUGAAAAAGCUGAAAUUGAUGGGGCCUCAUCUAUUGUGACAUCUUCAGCAAGAACUGAACUGAUCUUGUUGGAGGAAGAAAAAGAGAGUAAAUCUAGUAUUGUUGGAGAUACAGCCAAAUGAAGGUUGUAUUUUCUCAAUCCUCAAUCCUCAACAAAAACAAAAUCAUCCACAGAAGAGAAUGUUUUCCUAAUUUUCUACUAACUGAAAAUUAAAAGCCAAGGUUGGUAUUCAUGAAAACACUUGAACAAUUUUUCAAGUACAUGGAUGUACUAGAUUGUACACUAAUAAAAAUAAUGAUUUCUUCAUAUCUACCCCAAGGGCAACAAUUAUGACAGGUGCAGAUGAGCCCAUAGGUUGAGCAAAGUCUGAGUAGAUACCAGAACCACGAAAGUAAAUCAUUGAAAGGCUCAACAGUACCAAAAGACUUGUUAAAGAGGCUUCUCAAAACAUACCAGUUAUAUUUAGAUUACAGAUUAUUUCCAGAAUGGGCUCUAAACUAGUAUUAUGAGAACUACACUUACCUGUUUAGAUUUUGGAACUUUCUGAUCUACUUUUGCUUUGUUAUUAAAAUGU
Molecule: messenger RNA, 23646 nt
Organism: Agelaius phoeniceus (red-winged blackbird)
Lineage: Eukaryota; Metazoa; Chordata; Aves; Passeriformes; Icteridae
Gene: AHNAK2
Product: AHNAK nucleoprotein 2
Biological process (GO): regulation of RNA splicing
Cellular component (GO): costamere; cytoplasm; nucleus
Molecular function (GO): protein binding
Source: RefSeq, a predicted model, not a curated record